Lasiosphaeria miniovina is the source of this 1485-nucleotide messenger RNA. RefSeq lists its product as uncharacterized. Gene Ontology annotation, biological process: calcium import into the mitochondrion; mitochondrial calcium ion homeostasis. The record is from RefSeq and is a predicted model, not a curated record. The transcript is spliced from 2 exons. NCBI's taxonomy places the organism in Eukaryota, Fungi, Ascomycota, Sordariomycetes, Sordariales, Lasiosphaeriaceae. The coding region runs from base 1 to 1485 and encodes 494 amino acids. Gene Ontology annotation, molecular function: calcium channel activity; uniporter activity. Gene Ontology annotation, cellular component: uniplex complex; mitochondrial inner membrane.
AUGAGCUGUAAGACCGUCCUUGGACAGUUGCCUUACCGGCUUCCGUGUGUUCCUCUGGUUCAAAGGGGGUUUGCGCGCUCCAGUUUGGCUUGGGGCGUUGGGUUACAGAACAAGCAUCGGACAUGUCGCCCAGCAAGGAAAUUCGCGUGUCAACCAAGGCCCUUCUCGACCUCGAACUGUCUCGGAGAGGACAAGUACGACACAAAGGCAAAAGAGUUGAGCAAGAGGAGCUUGGAUGAGCAAGAACAAGAAGUAAGCGCGCGUAGCCAUCAAGUCAAGCGCCCAUGGCUCCGCGAGGGAGCCGACAAACCCCCGGUUGCCGAAGAAGGCAAAGAGCCAGAGCCAGUAACCAAGGGCAAACUACUCACCACGCCGACGCGAUUACUGAAACUCAUUCUCCCCCUCCCAAUAGCCGUGGAGAAAGACCGAGACAACAACAGCCACGACUAUGGUCGUUCCAUCUCGUCCAACGAUACCAUACAACCUCUGGCGCUCUUGAUCCAUCCCCAGCAGCCCCUCUCCUAUGUUGAGCGCCUGAUCCAGGCCGAGAUUCCCCCUGUGGUGGAAGACGGCAAGGAGAAGAUACCCAACAUAUAUUUCCGUGCCGAAGAUACCGACCAGAGCGGCAACAAGCCCACCACAAGGUCAGAGUCGAAGCGCAAUAAUAGAGACGGCGCUGGAGACAGCACCUCAGUCGAGAGAACGCAUGUCGCAUCGUACUCGGGUCUCGGUCACGAAGGCCCCAAACGUGAAGGCUCGGACAAGAACUGGGUGCGGUGGAGCAGCAGCACCGAGAUCGGCGACUUCAUACGCGACGCGGCGCGGGGCCGAGAGUUUGCCAUUGAGAUUGAGGGUUACAAUUUAGAGAUGCGAGUCACGGUGCCAUCCUUUUAUGACCGUACCUACUACAUGCACGCCCAACUCAGGAAAAUGAGCCGAGAAAUCAACAAGCUUGCCCAGAUAAAACGGGAGUGCGACUUGCUGGCGCACAGGGGCGCCCACCGGCUCGCAAAGGGGGGGUUUGCGCUGCUCACCGGGUGGUGGGGGAUCGUGUACUAUGUCUCGUUCCAUACCGAGAUGGGCUGGGAUCUCGUCGAGCCCGUGACAUAUCUCGCUGGCCUGGGCACCAUCAUGGGCGGCUAUCUGUGGUUCAUGUACAUCAGCAAGGACUUAAGCUACAAGGCCGCCAUGAACGUGACCGUGUCGCGGCGGCAAGAUGCCCUGUAUGAGGCGCGCGGGUUCGAUAUUCAGCGUUGGGAGCAGCUGGUGCAGGAGGCAAAUGCAUUGCGCAGGGAGAUCAAGGCGAUUGCGGUCGAGUACGACGUCGAUUGGGACGAGACGAGGGACGUCGGAGAGCAAGUCAAGGAAGUUUUAGACGAGGAGAAAACGAAACGCGGGGACAGAUCACCGUCUUCGGAAAAAAAGAAGGACGAGGAGCUUACUAAACAGGAGAGGAAGGAAAAGGGCCACGAAGAGAAUGACUGA